Messenger RNA from Scylla paramamosain (green mud crab), 2773 nucleotides. Its product is annotated as damage-control phosphatase ARMT1-like. Gene Ontology annotation, cellular component: nucleus. Bases 335 to 1666 code for a protein of 443 amino acids. Gene Ontology annotation, molecular function: phosphatase activity. Gene Ontology annotation, biological process: DNA damage response. The record is from RefSeq and is a predicted model, not a curated record. Lineage: Eukaryota; Metazoa; Arthropoda; Malacostraca; Decapoda; Portunidae. The transcript is spliced from 9 exons.
GUGCUUAUUGCAAAUAUGUUUACAUGCAGUUGAUUUCACUAACACAAAAUCCAUAAGGAAAAUCAGAACAUUUCUGGAACAUGUUUAUGUACGUAAAAGUAGGUAUAUUCGGCAGCAAACAUCAUCACAUCACCCAUGAACACAUUUAGAACUUUUCAGAAGAGCGAGUUAAAUCAAACCUAUGCAAGCUAUACCAAUGUACAAUUAAAUAUAUAUUAGAUAAAUAUUCCUCUUUGGGGAGCUUGUAAGCCGAACAAUAUCCAGCCACCGCAGUCCACACCUGUUGGGGGCCGCGGGGGGGAUAAAUACUGCAGCUCGACGCCCAGCACGGUAAAUGAUGGACGUUUCACAUCCACCUGUGCUCUCCCCCAGUAAUAUCGGGAGUUUUGCAUAUCUGACUGUAAAAGACCGGCUACCUGUGAUACUGACACGUGUUAUUGACUACCUAUACAGAGAAAGAAUAUCACUUGGAUUGAAAUAUGGAGAGGCUGCUCAAGAAGGGUGUAAGGAAGUUGUCAGUCGCUUGUCUCAGAUGAAGAAUGAGAUGCAAACAAACAAAGACUUUCAACUCUUAUGGUCCCCUCAACCCAACAACCCAUAUGAUUUCUUUACAGAUGAUUCAGAAAUAUGGAACCAGCAAUUUGAGAGCUAUGUCAGCACAUAUGGAGUGUCUCCUAAGUGGUUUGCAGCAUCAUGGUUGUAUGCAGAAUGCUAUAUGUAUGCUCGCAUCCAUGAAGCCCUAUAUCUUUGUGAUCCUUUAAGGGAUUUUGAUCCUUUUGAAGAACAGAAGCAGAAGAGUUUAGUGGAUUCUCAAAUAGCAGUUGAAGCUCUUACAGAUAAAGUGUCGAGUAUAUGCAGUGCCCUUUCUUCACAUACUCAAGAUCAACUAAAACAACAUGUUUUGAAGUUCUUUGAGGUUAGUCUCUGGGGCAAUAAGUGUGAUCUUAGCAUAUCUAGUGGUGGUGAAUGCUGCCAAGCAGAAGAUGUGUUUUCAUCACUAGAAAAACUGAGAAGUAACAUUAUUGUGAAUGAUUCGAAUAUGCUGUGGCAACUCUUGAUUUCUCUCCCUGAAGACCAAAGAGACAUUGCACUGGUACUUGACAAUGCUGGCUUUGAAUUGAUUUCGGAUUUGUGUUUGAUGACUAUCCUGAUGGAAGCAGGUCUCACAACCUCUCUCACCCUCUACCCGAAAACUCGACCAUGGUUUGUGUCUGACGCUUUGGAGAAAGAUUUGAGAUGGACUGUAGAUAAACUCAGGAGUAAUUCUGGAUCUGGUGGACAAAUUGCCACCAAGUGGUCAAGUUAUCUCUCAGAUGGGCGGUGGAAGAUCUGCAAUAGUAAGUUUUGGACAACAGGAUAUGAUUAUGCAGAAAUGAGCAAACUCAGCCCCGAUCUUUACUCACAGCUGAGCAAAGCAUCUUUGAUUAUUUUUAAGGGUGAUCUGAAUUAUCGUAAGCUGACUGGAGACUUAGAGUGGCCAACAGACACCAAAUUUGAGUAUGCUCUUCAAGACUUCCGUCCAACUCCUCUAUUAGCAGUGAGGACAGCAAAGGGUGGCCCAGUGGUUGGGCUUCUUCCAGGUCAGAGCAAGACUAUCUCCAGUGUUGACCGAGACUGGAACAUUAAUGGAGACUAUGGAAUGAUCCAGCUUUGUACUUUUUCUUGAUUAGAUAGUAUUUCUCAGCAAAAAGCCUAACAACAGAUUUUAUACAUUAAAAUCUCACAUCUAAUGAGUAAUAGGUAUGAAAGGAAAAGAAAAGAAAAAAACUAAUGAAUAGAUAAAGUAAAUAAAAAUAAAAACAGUAAAAACAUUAGGUAUGAAUACAUAAAUUUAUGAAAAAUAUUAUAAUAGAGAAUAAACUAGACUAAAGCCCUAUUUUGAGCCUAUUUUCAUUUUUAAUGCACAUUAUUGACAUUGAAAUAUAAAGAAAUAAUAUAGGUAACUCAAGACCAAAGGUGAUAUCUGAGUAGGGUAGGGGAGAUCCUCCCUCCUCACAAUCACCACUCAGGCUUCUUGUUCUUCACUGCAUCUCAUGAUGCCAUCCCAACUUCUGUUAUCUCUUCAUCAAAAUUCUCUUCUUUUCAAACACAUCCAGAAAAGUGAUCAGCAGUAUCACUAAAAUUAUUCUAUUCUCAAUACUCUCAUCACUAUCAUCCACAGUCCCUUGUCCCUUAUUUCCUUCAAGAUUUACCAUAACAUCCUUAAAUUAAUGACAUUUUCUUAAUUGUCUGGUAAUAAACACUUGUCUUCUGUUAUUCAUUUUCUCUGUAAAGAUUUCACAGAGUUCCUGGUUUAGUUUCUGUCACAAAGGUGAUACUUUUCUCACUCACAGAGGCUGAGAUAGGAGGGUUGGGAUAAGUGGUGUGAGGUGUUGGUGGAUGCCAGUGAUGUUACAUACUUGGCCAAGGUUGUGGCUGAUUGAACUGCAUGCCCAGGAUUUUUUCUGCUAGAUUAAAAACUUCCUCAGUAGGUGCAGAUAUGGGUAGAUGUCAAAUAUUGUCAUUAGAUGUGAGAUCUUAGGGUAUACAUAAGAUUAUCUAACUGUACAUAACAAAACAUUUGUAUUCAAACAUAUAACAAUGAAAGUUGAUAAUGGAAGUGUUCAAUUUAUCUUGAUCAAGGUGUAUCUUUUCCCACAGAUAGGUGUUUGUUUCAUUACUGUUACUAAAUUUUGUAAAUACUGAUUACCAGAAUUUAACAAGUACACAUCCUCUGUACUUCAGCAGCAGAUGGGAAACUCAGUUUGAUUCAAUAAAACUUUGUUGAUUUGAA